AUGCCUACUGACCUCUUGCUUUCAUGGAAACAGACUCGACCCGCAAACUGUGAAGUCGACGGUGUCGGAAUUGUGACCAUUCUGGACAAAUCCAGCGGCCCAGAACUGCUCCUCCAGAAGCAAUACAGGCCACCGAUCGAUAAAGUGGUCAUCGAAGUACCAGCCGGUCUCAUCGAUCCCAAUGAGACGGUUGAGGAGUGCGCUGUGCGUGAGCUCAAGGAAGAAACAGGAUAUGUUGGCGUAGCCGACGAGACAAGCACGGUCAUGUAUAAUGACCCAGGGUUCUGUAACACAAACUUGAACAUGGUCCAUGUUCGCGUGGACAUGUCUCUUCCUGAAAACCAAAACCCCAAGCCACAACUUGAGGAUAACGAGUUCAUAGAGUGCUUCACUCUCCCGCUAGCCUCAUUGUUUGAUGAGCUGAAAAGACUUGAGUCCGAGGGGUAUGCUAUUGAUGCUCGAAUCGGGACAAUAGCGGAAGGCAUCGAAUUGGCGAAAAAGUUGAAGCUCUGA
Aspergillus mulundensis is the source of this 513-nucleotide messenger RNA. RefSeq names its product MutT/nudix family protein. Gene Ontology annotation, cellular component: nucleus; cytosol. Lineage: Eukaryota; Fungi; Ascomycota; Eurotiomycetes; Eurotiales; Aspergillaceae. The transcript is spliced from 2 exons. The record is from RefSeq and is a predicted model, not a curated record. Gene Ontology annotation, molecular function: ADP-ribose diphosphatase activity. Gene Ontology annotation, biological process: ribose phosphate metabolic process; nucleoside phosphate metabolic process. The coding region runs from base 1 to 513 and encodes 170 amino acids.